This is a messenger RNA of Exaiptasia diaphana, 1278 nucleotides long. RefSeq lists its product as uncharacterized. NCBI's taxonomy places the organism in Eukaryota, Metazoa, Cnidaria, Anthozoa, Actiniaria, Aiptasiidae. The record is from RefSeq and is a predicted model, not a curated record. The coding region runs from base 1 to 1278 and encodes 425 amino acids. The transcript is spliced from 2 exons.
AUGCCCAGUCAUUGCUGCGUCUACGAUUGUAAAAUGAAAGGGUAUAGAGGCGAUGAUGGCAACAAGAUCUCUUUCUAUAAAUUCCCUACGGAAAACGUUUUAAAAUCAAAGUGGAAACAUGCCAUUAGAAGAGAAGAGGAUCUACACUUUAAGAUAACAGAGUCGACAAAAGUCUGUUCGAGACAUUUUAGAGAAAGCGACAUUAGGAAAACACUAGCAGGAAAGUGUCUUUUGAAGUUAGACGUGGUACCUUCGCUGUUUCCUUGGAUGCGUACAGCACCACGUAAAAGAGAGCCACCAAAGGAAAGAUCUUGCACUGCAGUUAUCAGUGAAUCACAGAAUGCAGAGGAAGAGAAUAUUGUGGAUCAAAUCGAGGAAUUCAGUGAAGUCUCAGAAGAUGUUCCAUUAAUAUUUGUCGACAUUGCCACUCAGACUGAUUGCGAUGCAAACGAGUUCGAAGCCAUUGUCAGAGAGAUCACAAUUAGAGACGAUAAAGCGGCACAUUUUUAUACCGGGUUCGAGAAUUGGGACGCGUUUAUAGUCAUCUACAGAUAUCUUAAACCAGGCCAAAAAGGGGAAAAUAUUAGGUACUGGAAUGCAUCUAACACAAAUGUUUCUACUGGUGAAAUAGAUAAAGACAGAGGAGGAAGACCAAGGACACUAAAUCCUUUACAAGAGUAUUUUUUAGUAAUGUGUCGUCUUAGGCAAGGAUUUCCUGAACAACAUCUAGCUCAUUUGUUUGACAUAUCCUUGUCAACUGUGAGUAGAACGUUCAUUACGUGGCUUAACUUCAUGUUUUUGAAGCUAGGCGCUGUGAAUAUAUGGCUAUCACGACAGGCAGUUGACAGUACUAUGCCUGAAGAUUUCAUUAAGAAAUAUGCAUCGACUAGAGUGAUCACCGAUUGUACUGAGAUUAAGUGCCAAAUGCCAAGCAGCCUUCAAUUGAAUGGAGAACUUUUCAGUAGCUACAAAAAUCACACGACAUUGAAAGGCUUGAUUUGUAUUUCACCUGGUGGAACUUUUACUUUUGUAAGUCAAUUGUACACUGGCAGUAUUUCUGACCGAGAAAUUUUGAUGAGAAGUGGUUUCUUGGAUCUACCCUUUGACAACAAUGACUCAGUAAUGGCUGACAAAGGUUUCACCAUAGAAGAUAUUGUACCUUUAGAUGUAUCCCUAAAUUUACCCUCCUUUCUUGGAAGCUCAGCACAGAUGUCUUCUGAGGACGUCAUWAAGACACAAGAAAUUGMUGGACUCAGGAUUCAAUUGAUACACAAUUGA